GUGUGUUCAGACAUGAACGUUUACCAAACUAUGCUAGAUAGGAGUAAAAGCAUCAAAGGACUUGAGCAAGGUACUGAGAGAGAUGUUGUGUACCAAGACUUUGGGUCCCAAAUUGGGCUCAAGAUAAGAGUCAGAGAGAAGACUAGGUAUGGAAGAAUAAGGAAGGAAAAUGUCUCUUUGAGUUACGAAAAUGAAGGAAGUGCUCAAAAUUAUGAUUCGCACGAUGCUGCAUAUGAAUCUAUUCCACCGGACUGAAUGUUCCUGAGAAGAAACAAGACAAGGAAGAUAUCCCUAAAGAACCUCAAGAUGGUGAUGAACGUGAAAUCUUUCUUGAACUGAAACCAAAGCAAGAAAUUUGGUCAGACCUUCAUUGAAAAUUCGGAAUUGGGUGAUGGACAGAAAAGCCAGUUGAAAACCUAUUCGAAGAAAUGAAAAAAAUUUUCCACACCUGGAGCUUUAACUAGGAAGUAUCUCGGCAAGGCCAUCAGACCUGUUAACUCUGAUGAAGCUUUAGAGAGCAAGAAGAACAAAUUUACCCUUCCCUUCGUCCGAAGAAUUGAGCCAAGGGACAAAAUACUGUCAACUCUUAAAUAUGGAGAAGAGAAUAUCAAACUUUUAGAAGAGAAAAAUACCAAAGUUGCUGAGUGCCAGGCUAAUCUUUCUGAUGAAACCAGGUCUAGUAACCCUACUACUACUUCACACUGCUCCUCUAACAAGUCCAUGGGGCUGAGGAAGAGCUUUCAGCUUGAAGAUUCUGAUGAUCUCUUGUGCCAGAAAAACAUUGCUAAAAGAAGGUCUGAUAAAAGUAAAGAGGAUACUGGUAAACCAUUUCUGGUACCCACCACAAAAGACUCUGGCUUCAAUUCUCAGAGUUUCCUCCAAUCAUACAUGAGUCUGAACAAGAGUGCUCAAAAUAUGGUUGAGCAUCAAUACGAGAACCUUCCAUCCACUUCCACUAAGUUCUUAGAUCUGUGUCAGAAAUACGAAUUAAAUAACACAUCAACUCCAGAUUCACCUCAGAAAUUUAGUGAAGCAAACAAUGAGUAUCUGGAAAGUAAGGGCCUCAGUGAUGGAGAAGCUAAACCCAGAAGACUGCGUGAGCUCAGAUCUAAUGCCAAACCAAAGAUAGCUGGUUUAAAAGACUCAAGAUAUAAGAGGAACAAUUCUAAGAAUGCUCUGAAUAAAUUCUUGAACACUAUUGAUAGCCCAAAGAAAGCUAGAGAGAGCAUAAAAGUACUUCAUAGGUCGGAUAGGCCUAUCAGGAAGGCUAUUUAUUCCUCUCUAGAUCUUGGCAGCAGACUCUCUGCUCUCAAGUUCUCUGGAGAUGGAGAGUAGAUCUCUCCAUUUGCUUGCAUUUUUUGGAGUGCUAAUCCCCAAAAGAUGCAUUCUUGGUAAACUUAUAUGGAUCUUUGUCAACGAUAAUUAGUACAAAAGCGUCCAGAAAGGAUUUUAACCCUAAAGCGAGAGCUCUGUUCAUCAAAAAUUGACCAACAAAGCUUAUAAAUUAUUGAGCAAUUUUAUCUACCAGUUUUAUCCAAAGAAUUCUCAAAUAAGCUGUGCUAAAGACAAUGGAACAUAUGAGAGCUUUAUUCAAGUUUAAUUCUACUUGAUUAGCUAAACUCAUGCACCAGAAAUUUCCUGAACAACCGGCCUAGCUGAAUCAGGAAACUCAAGUUUGUUGAGAUCCGUUUAAAU
This is a messenger RNA of Moneuplotes crassus, 1695 nucleotides long. Lineage: Eukaryota; Ciliophora; Spirotrichea; Euplotida; Euplotidae. The record is from the annotation of a GenBank genome assembly.